Messenger RNA from Salarias fasciatus (jewelled blenny), 4324 nucleotides. Its product is annotated as synaptopodin 2-like protein. The record is from RefSeq and is a predicted model, not a curated record. Gene Ontology annotation, cellular component: nucleus; Z disc; actin cytoskeleton. The transcript is spliced from 5 exons. Gene Ontology annotation, molecular function: actin binding. The coding region runs from base 1 to 3519 and encodes 1172 amino acids. Gene Ontology annotation, biological process: positive regulation of actin filament bundle assembly. Lineage: Eukaryota; Metazoa; Chordata; Actinopteri; Blenniiformes; Blenniidae.
AUGGUGGCGGAGGAGAUCGUGGUGUCCCUCUCAGGAGGAGCUCCGUGGGGCUUCAGGCUGCAGGGGGGCGCCGAGCUGCAGAAGCCUCUACAGGUUGCAAAGGUGCGCAGACGCAGCAAAGCCUGCAGAGCCGGGCUGAGGGAGCACGACGAGCUGGUUGCCAUCGGCGAUCAGAUGUGUUCGGAGCUCAGCCAUGCUCAGGCCAUGAGCCUCAUCGACACCCAGAGCGCCACACUCAGCCUGAGGGUCAAAAGAGCCGCCUCUGGAUUACACGGCCGCUCGGUGUCGCCCCGCACUCCCUCCACGAGGGUCCUGUCUCCUCCGGCGGGCCCCUUGACCCCUGGCAGCUCCUCCAUCCUCUCCCCGACAGAGAUCUCCCGCGGCAUCACCUCCCCUCCAGACAGCGAGGCUUACUACGGAGAGACGGACAGCGAUGCAGACACUCAGUCGCUCGUCCACCGCCGACAGCGCCGCACGCCUCCUCACGCACGCUCACCUGCUCGCUACGACAACACAGAGGAGGAGGAGACCUCAGAGAUGAGUGGGUAUGAGAGCGCUACAGACGUGGCAGUUUCCACACAGGAGCCGUGGGAUGCCCCGUGUCUCCCCGGUGUCCCUCGGAGGGAGCUCAUCUACCAGCCCCUCCAGGCGGACUGGGCCGGCUCCGCACACACCCCUCACACCCUGACCCCUCACACACUCACCCCGACCCCCGACCAGGCCGAGGCGGAGGGAGAGGGGGACAGCGGCUUCCAGGAGGCGGGGGGCUGCAUCACCCUGGCCUGCCCGCCUCUGGUGUCUCCUGAACGGGCGAAAGAGGCCCUGAUGCUGAGCUCCAGCAGCCAGCUGGUGCCGAUGGUUGGACCGCAGCAGACCCCCGUCAGCGACGAACUUUCCACCACCUAUAUGGACAAAGCACGACAAGCCAAGUUGCAGCGCGGGGAGAGUUUGGUGGAGAAACAGGUGAAGGAAGCUCGCACUAAAUGCCGCUCCAUUGCAUCUCUGCUGACUGAUGCUCCAAACCCCAACUCUAAGGGGGUGCUUAUGUUCAAGAAGCGCCGGCAGAGAGCCAAGAAGUACACUCUCACUUGCUUUGGCAAAGCCGAGGGCGAUCAAGGAGGAGACACAGAAGGGGAGACAGGAGGUGAAACGGAGGAGGAAGGAGGAAGUUCAAUACAAAGUGGCUCAGAAGUUGACGAAGAGGGAUUCUCAGCAUCUUUUGACCCUACGUGGGAUUCUGGUUAUCUGGAUCUCCUGGACAGGAGGAGCUGUGCCUGCCCACCAACCACCCCUGUUACACCAACAACUCCAGCAACCAAUCAGGGCCCAGGCUUUGAUACGUCAGCUUACCAGAUUCCAGGGCUUGUGACCGCUGUCAAUCAAAGCCUAGGAUUGGAGGUCUGUGAGAACGCAGCCUAUCAGGACGCGAGGCCUGAGACCAGCAGCGUAAAGCAGCCAGUCCCGAACCGCUCAGCUCACAUGUCGCCUCCCGCUGUGGCUCUGACCAACGGAGGGUCUGUAGCUGUGAGCCGGGCCAGUGUUGUUCUGAGCCCGCCCACUCAGACGCCAGUCGGAAGUCAAAAUGGACAACAUGCCAGCCCCGGCCCUCAGGCCAGCCUGGAUCCCAACCCCACCCCGAUCACAGACUUACACAGCAACACCGGGCUCAGUCCCAACGCCGCCUACCUGAACCGCACCGCUCGCCCCUUCACUCCCGGCCCCACCGCUUCCCGCCCGUCUGUAACCUCUGUGAUGUUUCGCCCCCCUCAACCCAAACCCACCGCCAUCACCAUGGAAACCAAACCCGUGGCGGCUGUCUCCAUGGUGACCAUCUCACCUACUCACUAUCCGUCCGGGCCAGAUGCGAGGAGAGCGGUGUCUAGCACCUCCCUGUAUAUUCCUCCAAGGAAUAACAACAGCAACACCCCCCCCUCGAUGCACUCGCCCCCGUCAGCUCUCUCACCUCCCGCAGCACCGGUUGCUCAGCCUCCUGCAAACACGUUUUCUCCUCAACCUGCAGGACAUGCUUCCCCCUACACCAUGUUUUCUCCUGCAGUCCCACAGACAUACCUGCCUCCUCCUCCUCCCGCGACCCCGCCUGCAUACUUUUCUCCUCCGGCUCCGACACAUCCACCUGCCUCCAACUGCAUCCCAGCUCCUCCUGCUUCCCCUGCCACCCAGCCCCCUCCUGUCCAUCCUUACAGUAACGCCACAGGGGUGGUGGCACCGAGCCCCCAGCCUUCAAUCGCACCAACGCUGCUUCCACAGGUGCCGCCCUCUGACUCUCUGGAAACACGAGAGCAGCGCAUCUCAGUCCCGGCCGCUCGCACCGGCAUCCUCACCGACGCCCGUCGCCGUAGCAACAAGAAGCCCAUGUUCAGCGCAAUCCAGAAGAAGGAUGUGUCAGUGAACCCUGACCUGCUGUCAAUGGUCCAGAACAUGGACGACCGCUUUGUUAGACCGCCGGGUGCCGAGUCUGGAGGGGCACCCAGUGCCGACGCAGGGCACGAGUCAGGGCCGGAAGAGGACUGGCUACGGCUUGGGGCAGAGGCCUGCAACUUCAUGCAGGCUCAGCGGGGAUCCAGGCCACCGCCGGUGGCACCCAAACCGCAGACCCCUCAGGCGCCACAGCUGGCGGGGAAGGGAGGCCAGCUGUUUGCCCGCAGACAACACAGGAUGGAUCGGUACGUCGUCGAGCGAUCGCCAUCUGUUGCUGCGGUCCCUUACUCUCCUGCACAGACAAGGGAGCCCUCGCCUACCCCGUCACUCCCUGCCACUUGGAAGUACUCGUCCAACAUCCGUGCUCCUCCGCCCAUCAGCUACAACCCCCUCCUCUCUCCCUCCUGCCCUCCGAAGGCACAGAAGAAACCCGAGGUGAAAAAGUCUGGAAAAGCUGGACCGAAAGGGCAGAAAGCAGGCCUGAAGCCUGUGGACAUUAUGAGCCACCAGCCCUACCAGCUCAACUCGUCUCUGUUCAGCUACGGGGGCGGAGUUCCACAGGACGCCUCCACCUAUCAGCAGCACAAAGCAAUGACGGGCGGCCCUCAGAAGACGGCCCGAGUCUACGAAGUGAAGCGCUUCUCAACGCCUCCACCGACAUCCACGGGGCCCGCCCUCAAAGUUAUAGUCCCCCGAUCGGCUACAACACUCGGGGAGCCACUGUGGCAGUCUGAAGUCACGUCUCCUCCGCCCACUGCCGACGCCGCCCCGUAUUCGUCUCCAGCUCGGCCGUUCCAGCCUCAGUGGGCCGCCUCCCCUCUGUCCCCCCCGCUGCCUCCAGCCCCCACUUCCCCGCUCCCGCAGCUUCCCACUUUCUCCUCUCCUUCAAACCAAGUGCAGUCUCCUCCUUUUUCCCACUCUCAGCCCUCCAGCCGGCCGUUCAAGAGCGCCCCAGACCUAAGCCCACUGAACCCCCCAUCGAGCAGCGCCCCGCCCAGCAGGGUCCCCAGGCCGAGGUUCAGCACUUCCAACCUGGGUCUGCAGCCUUGCGUUUGGCGUCCUGGAUCCACAAUGCACUGAUUAUCUCCUGGACAUUAUGCAUCGGUUCUUUGUGGGAACACAAAGCAGCGUUUCCUAUGUGCUUCCUUUCGUUGUCAUAAUAUUGUAAUUCAAGGCUGCAGCUUGAGGUUUUACUUGCCACAUUUCAUCAAAAGAGCCAUUUGGAUCAGCCACACAUGUAGCAGAUUUCAUCAUUUCACCCUGUUGACUCUUUUAUUGAAAGCAUUUAGUUAUUCAGCAUUUAAAGGGAACACUGUGUUUUGAAAAGGAAAUGUAGUGUGGAAACGAAUAUGAGCUUCAGACUGAAAGUAAAAGAGACACAGGGGGAAGGAGGGGUGAAGUAUAGAAAAUAUUGUACCGGAUGAAGAGAAACUGAGUUUUAAACAUGAAAAAAGAAGAACAGAGGAUGUGUAACGAUGAGACUGUCGAGAGAGACGUGGCCUAGGAUGGUUGGAAGAGAAACAGAAAGCACAUCAUAGGAGACAGCAUGGUAGGGAUAUUUGUGUGAAAGGUGCAGAUGUGAUUUUUAACUUCACAAACAUCCUACAGGACCUGUUGCUAACUUGUGCUACCAUGCUAGAAAAGCUAUAUUACUGCUUCCUCUGUUACAGAUAUUAUCAUUUGUGUUUGGUUAUUAUGAGUGGGUUCUUUUUUCUUUUUUUUUCCUUGUGUGGCUGCACCCUGCGUGUGCUUUGUUUUCUGUAGUCUUUCACUGGCUGCCACAGAGAAGGAAACGGCAUUUUACAGUAGAUCUGAUUUCUCAUCUGUUGAUAUGAAACAAGAGAGGUAUAACAUGUCUGUCGGGCUGUGAUUCUUUUCCACAGAG